AUGAGUCUCCUUCGAUACGAACAGUGGCGAGCUCUUAUUUUCCGACUUCUCAGGAACCUGUCUCCUGAUGCCCGCACACGCUACGUCUCCAGUGCGAUAGAAGAUAUCCUUGGAUACUUGCCUCCAGAGGUGCUCAACAGACCAAUAUGGGAGUUCUUUCAUCCCGAGGAGCUCUCGCAGGCCCGUACGAUCUACUCGCGGUCUGUCCGACAUGAUAAGGCCGCGGGGUUGAACUAUUUUCGAGUCAAGCAUAAGGACGGCCACUGGGUCGCAUGCGAAUGCGUCUUUACCGUAGUGUGCGACGUUCUGGUUGCCAGCACCAGCAUCUACCGUCGCGGCAAGCAAAGUCAGAUGCGCGCUGCUGAUGCCCCUGUUGUACGCCGGUUAUUUGCAUCAUCAUCUCGCGACCCUCGCUACCAUAUGCUGAGCUGCAUGUCUACGAAAUUCAAGCCGUCGCCGUCGCCAAGCAGCUCAUCGCCAUAUGCCUCUCAUGAACCGCGUGCAGCAUUAUUUCUGAACCGUUUCACCCGCUCUGCAGCCGUCAUAUACGCCACGCCCAGCGUUGCCAACAUCCUGGGUGUAUCACCUGCCUCUCUUAUCUCGACCAGCUUCUACUACUGUAUUGAGGAGUGCUGUCUCCCCCAAGCUAUACAGUGUCUGGAGAGCGCCAAAGCAAACGAUUCCAUAGCGUACUUACGUUUCUGGUUCCGAGACCCUACCGACCAAUACUACACAUACUCUCACCCUCCUCCCGAACGACGCAGACGAUAUACCAAUGCAGAAACAAAUCCAAGCGAGUACAACGACUACCCCUCACACUCGGAAUCCGGACAAGGGCAAGGGUCGGAAAUACAAUCCCUCUCCACACCUUAUGACAGCGACACGCCAGCCUCCUCUCAACUCACACAUCAACGGCCUUCAACCUCAUGCUCGGACACCCCUUCCUCACCUCACCCUGUUCCCAUAGAGCUUGAAGCCAUCGUUUCGUGCUCGUCUGAUGGGCUGGUGGUAAUUAUUCGACGUGCGAGACCGCCGAUACCUGGAUCUGUGAAACAUCCUGGCCACCCGAUCUACGGUCGGGACGUGUCGUUCGCUACACAAUUACAAUCGGACCCGGACGAGAAAUCAAUUUAUGCCGCCAUCGACUCCUCUGCCGACGGCAUAGAGACAUAUGGUGAAUAUGAUGAUGGCAAGAGCCUAGCGCCUGGCGGCCCUGAGCCCGAAGCGCUGAUGAUACGAUUCGAAACGUGA
Molecule: messenger RNA, 1251 nt
Organism: Nannizzia gypsea CBS 118893
Lineage: Eukaryota; Fungi; Ascomycota; Eurotiomycetes; Onygenales; Arthrodermataceae
Exons: 3
Coding region: 1-1251 (416 amino acids)
Molecular function (GO): protein binding
Source: RefSeq, a predicted model, not a curated record